Molecule: messenger RNA, 1677 nt
Organism: Parascedosporium putredinis
Lineage: Eukaryota; Fungi; Ascomycota; Sordariomycetes; Microascales; Microascaceae
Source: the annotation of a GenBank genome assembly
AUGGCGUGGGGCAUUCUAGAGUCCAAGUCCUUGGAAAAGGUCCCUGGGACCACGCGAUAUUUUGACGAUCCCGACAGACCGCAGAUCGCCACCGCGGCCCAUACACAUCUCAAAUGCGACACAUCGGGGCCCGAACCCAUCGUUCUAGUUCCCCAGCCAUCCGAUGAUCCCGAAGAUCCCCUCAACUGGCCGUUAUGGAAGCGCGAUGUCAUCACCUUUGUGCUCUCUCUGAGCGCCAUCUUCGCUACCUCGUUGGGCUCCAUCCUCGCCGCUGACACGAUGGUGAUGGUGGUCAUGUUUAGAACUACCUUUACGAAAGUUGCCCUGAUGACGGGCUACUUCCUGCUCGGCGUCGGCGCCGCGGCCGUCUUCUUCGUCCCCUCGGCUCGAAUCUGGGGCAAGCGCCACGCCUUCGUCGUCGGCCUCGUCCUUCUCAUCGCGUCUUCCGCCUGGGGUGGUUCCGCGCGGCAAUUCACCCCUCCUGGCUGGGGCAAGUACGGCUCCUUCAUCGGCGCUAGAGUGGUCCAGGGCGUGGGGUGCGCGCCCUUUGAGACCUUGGUCAACGCCGCCGUCAGCGACCUCUACUUUGUCCACCAGCGCGGCAUCCGUAUGGCCUUCACCAACCUAGCCGUGUUUGGCGGUGCCUUCUUCACCCCCAUCGUGGUUGGCAAGCUGACAAGAGAGAUUGGCUGGUACUGGGCGUUUUACAUCGUUGCCAUUGCCUGCGCACUGUGCCUAGUGGCCGUCGUGCUGUUCUGCCCGGAGACGGCCUACCGCCGCGACGCCUCUCUUAACACCGACAUGCAGGCUACGACUGAGGGCGCAGACGCAGCAGCCGCGGGCGAGUCGAGCCCUCACGCAUCCUCUACCGUAGAGGUCGAGGCCGAUGAUUCCGCAGAUCCCGAGAAGCUUGCGAACGAACCCGCGACCAGUGCGGGUCCGGUCCGGGACGCCGAGGCUGCCACGGUCCCCGCCAAAUCCCCGAGCACGUUGAAGACUCUGGCGCUCUUCAACGGGCGCAAGACGGACGAUGGCUACUGGAAGCUGCUCCUCCGGCCGUUCGCGCUCGCCCUCCACCCCGCCUUCCUGUGGGCAUGCCUGGCGCAGGGCACCAUGAUUGGCUGGACCGUUUUCAUCGGCGCCAUCAUCGCGUCCAUCUUCAUGGGCCCCCUUACGGCUGGCGCGCUCGCCGACUACUCGGUCAAGUGGCUGACGCGGAGGAACAAGGGCAUCUACGAGCCCGAGUUCCGAAUCUUCCUCAUCUUCCCCUCUUUUGUCCUCGGCUGCGCCGGCUUGUACGGUUUCGGGCUGACGGCCGCCGAGAUUAUUGCGGAAAAGUAUCACUGGAGCGUUCCCAUCGGCUUCUUCUGUCUUCAAGUCGCGGGCAUGGUCAUUGGCACCGUCUCUAGCUCCCUCUACAUUGUCGAUGCUUACCGUGAUCUGGCGAUCGAAGCGUUCACCAUGAUGAUCAUCUUCAAGAACUUCUUCAGCUUCGUUCUCACGUUCUACGCGUUUGACUGGAUUACCAAAACCCUGCUGAUCGAGCGCACAAUCAUCAUCCUGGCAUCUAUUCAGGUGGUCGUUUGCCUCUCUAGCAUACCCAUGUACAUCUAUGGAAAGCGCGUUCGUGCGUGGUCAUACAAGCACGAUCUUCUCGCCACCUUGCACUUGAGAUGA